Fomitopsis serialis is the source of this 2371-nucleotide messenger RNA. RefSeq lists its product as uncharacterized. The transcript has 14 exons. The record is from RefSeq and is a predicted model, not a curated record. The coding region runs from base 240 to 1997 and encodes 585 amino acids. NCBI's taxonomy places the organism in Eukaryota, Fungi, Basidiomycota, Agaricomycetes, Polyporales, Fomitopsidaceae.
GGUCGACCACCCUCCCCACCCCGGGGGCCUUGUGUACCCGAUCUGCCGAUCCGCCGCCUCUUGGGCCAACACGGUGUUAUUUUACGGCCAAGUCAGAGGCAGUGGCAGCACUUCCCCGCCGACUGUGGGAACGCUCUGUCGUGUCGCGGGCACGUGUCGAGGAGACAGUCGUGUUUAUAACCGGUCACUUCACAGAACCUCAGGUGGGUCAUCCUAUUCGCCUCAGGCUUGUCGUGACUAUGCUUCAACUAGAUCCCUACACGGGCAACAGCCGCAAGUUGGUCAUUUCCAUCGACAUCGGCACGACGUACAGUGGUGUCGCCUACUGCGUCUUGGACCCUGGUGAGGUGCCAAAAGUCUUGAGUGUUACACGUUUUCCCGGACAAGAGGGGGAAAACAAAUCGAGGGAUGUAAAGAUACCUUCCGUCCUCUACUACGACCAGCAGGACCAGCUUCGCGCUGUAGGAGCAGAGGCAACCUUGCAAAGUACCAAGGAGGAGGCGUAUACGCAAGAGUGGAACUACGUCAAAUGGUUCAAGCUCCAUUUUCGGCCUGCGUCGAUUCUCCCCGGCGCAAUAUUACCUCCGAUUGACGUUGAUAAACCUGUCCUUGAAAUCUUAGCGGACUAUCUGGCCUACGUUUCCCAAUGCGCGAAGGAUUUCAUCUCACAAAGCAACCCCAUUGGUCGACAGAUUUUGAACUCCAACACCCCCAUCGACUUCGUGCUUACUCAUCCCAAUGGGUGGACGGGUCCACAACAAAACAAUAUGAGGCGUGCCGCUGUUCUGGCCAAUCUGGUACCCGAUACCAGCGAAGGCGCUGCAAGGGUCCAGUUCGUCACGGAAGGAGAGGCAAGCCUCCAGUUUUGCAUCGCGACCGGUCUAGGGGACGACGUCAUCCGGAGAGAUAGCUAUGUGACGAUAGUCGAUUGCGGCGGUGGUACCAUAGAUCUAAGCACCUACCGUGUUGUCGACAACCGACCCAUUGCCGUGGAGGAGAGUGCUGUUCCCGAGUGUCUGAUACAGGGCUCAACCAUGGUCAAUCGUCGAGCUGAAGAGCUGCUGAGAGAGAAGCUCAGACUAUCCCGCUUCUCGACCAAUGAUGAUUUCGACGCAAUGAUGGCAAACUUCGACACUAUGACCAAGCCGACGUUUCGCGACCCUUCCACGACAUCCUACGUCAAAUUUGGAGGCCCGCGCGACACAGAUGAGAGCUUCAAUAUUCGACGCGGUAUUCUUUCGUUGUCUGGCUCGGACAUGGCGUCUCUCUUCCAGCCGUCAGUCAGUGCUAUCAAGGCCGCUAUCGACGCGCAACUGUCGGGAGUUGAUCUAAGCCUCGCUACGUUGCUCCUCGUGGGAGGUUUCGCUACAAGCCCAUUUCUACGCGCGGAGCUGCAGGCGCACGCGGAUGGGAAGGGUUUGCGGAUGUAUUCACCAGAAGGUCAAACCUCGAAGGCGGUGGCCGAGGGUGCGCUUUGGUUUUACCUCGAUAAUCGUGUUCGCGCCAGAACGGCAAGGUCUACAUACGGUUCUUCGUGCUCGCAGUGGUAUCAGCCAUCAAAUCCAGAGCAUAUUAAACGCAAACAUAAACUCCCCACCAUCGCAAAUGGGUCCUUGGUUUUGUCAUCGGGCUUCGCCUUGCUAGUACGGCAGGGGACAUCAGUCACGGAAACGACAGAGUUUAGCUUCCAGUUCGCAUCUUACUGCAAGGAAUCCGACGAACUCUCCCUCUCUGCUAAUGUGUUAUCUUAUCGGGGAAUCAAGGCGAAUCCUACGUGGGAGGACGAGGAACCUGACAUGUUCACUGUACUGUGCCGAAUCAAAGCUACACCCGCUGCGAGCUCGUGGAUGCGGGGCAAUGGCCCAGUUGGGCCAUAUAGGUGGCAGAACUUCGAUGUCAUUUUGCUUUUAGGCUUGACUGAGAUGCGAGCCCAAAUCGGUUGGUGGGAGAAUGGUGUGCAGCUGAGGAGUCCCGCCACUGUCGUCUACGACCUUUGAUCAGUAGAGGGUGCCAGGAAGCUGUUGACGAGAUACAUUCUUCGCGGUACUAUCCACGCUACGUCGACAUCUAGCAUACUACUCGGACUCGGAUGAUGCAGGCUGAUGCAGGCCAACGUGCCUUUCGUUGUUGCGCCAAGCAAUCCGAAUUGAAUUUCUCACCACUGUUUUCAUUGCAAUAGUCCACACAUCCGAGUGCGGUCCGCUGCCCCCAAUGUAUUGUCACAGCAAAUCUGGGAGCUGUUGCGAUUCUCAGCUGCGGCGCACACGUUAACGUUCAGCAUUGGUUCAGUAGUCGAACGUCCGCAGUUGCCUUCUAUGGGUGGGCACGAGGUGUCCAGUAUCAGUCGCCACCAGUGCCGCUUCCGAACUAC